This is a messenger RNA of Lucilia sericata (common green bottle fly), 2624 nucleotides long. RefSeq names its product ATP-dependent RNA helicase dbp2. Bases 143 to 2215 code for a protein of 690 amino acids. The record is from RefSeq and is a predicted model, not a curated record. The transcript has 4 exons. NCBI's taxonomy places the organism in Eukaryota, Metazoa, Arthropoda, Insecta, Diptera, Calliphoridae. Gene Ontology annotation, cellular component: ribonucleoprotein complex; cytoplasm; nucleus. Gene Ontology annotation, molecular function: RNA binding; RNA helicase activity; ATP binding.
AGGGCUCUGGUGCCAAUUUUCAUAUUUUCUCUCAUUCUUAAAAAGUAUUUCUCCGAAGUAGGUUAAUUCUUUGUGCUCAAGAUAAGAAAAAUUUAUAAAAAUAUUUUAAAUCAAUAGUAAUCUACAGAAAAAUAUAUUAAAAAUGUUUGAAAAUAAUCAAUCCAAUAUGCAAAUGAGCCGUCAUGCUGGUGGACCUGGCGGCGGUGGUUACCGUGAUCAGCAACAAAAUCGUGGUGGACCUAUGCGUCAUGGCCACGCUGGUGGUGGUAUGCAACAUAAGCGACCAACACCUUAUGGUCGUCCCCAAAAUCCCCAACAUCGUAAUAAUUCCUCUAAAGAUCAAUUCGAGGGAGGAAACGCAAAUUCUAAUAAUACAUUUGCAUCCGGUGAUCGUUUGCCAAACAUCAUCUGGUCGGAGCUAACACUUACUCCGUUCAAGAAGAACUUCUAUAAGCCGUGUGAAUCGGUAGCUGCUCGUUCUCAGUCUGAAGUCGAUGGCUAUUUAUCGACCAAUGAAAUUACAUUAAAAGGUGUAAGCAUUCCAACACCAAGUAUUGAUUUCGACGAAGGUGGUUUUCCCGAGUACGUUAUGAGUGGCAUUAAGAAAAUGGGCUUUGCAAAACCAACAGCAAUUCAAGCCCAGGGUUGGCCAAUCGCACUUAGUGGGAGAGACAUGGUGGGUGUGGCUCAAACCGGUUCGGGUAAGACGUUAGCAUAUGUAUUGCCAGCCGUGGUUCAUAUUAACAAUCAACCACGUUUGGAACAUGGCGACGGCCCAAUUGCUUUGAUUCUAGCACCCACUCGUGAACUAGCUCAGCAAAUCCAGCAAGUCGCAAACGAAUUCGGCUCCCAGACUCAUGUACGCAAUACGUGUAUAUUUGGCGGCGCUCCAAAACACUAUCAAUCUCGAGAUUUGGAGCGGGGAGUCGAAAUCGUUAUUGCGACUCCUGGAAGAUUGAUUGAUUUUCUUGAACGCGGUGUUACCAAUUUAAAACGUUGCACCUACUUGGUGUUGGACGAGGCCGAUCGUAUGUUGGACAUGGGUUUCGAACCCCAGAUCCGUAAAAUUAUCAAACAAAUUCGUCCCGAUCGUCAAGUGCUGAUGUGGUCCGCCACCUGGCCGAAAGAAGUUCGUAACUUGGCCGAAGAGUUCUUAGACAACUACAUUCAAAUCAAUAUUGGCUCCCUGACCUUGUCGGCCAAUCACAAUAUUUUGCAAAUUGUCGAUGUGUGCGAUGAAAAUGAAAAAGAUUUCAAACUUAUUAAACUCUUGGGUGAGAUCUCCUCCGAGAAGGACACCAAAACCAUCAUAUUCGUGGAGACGAAGAAGAGAGUCGAUGAAAUCACUCGCACAAUUUCGCGUCAAGGCUGGCGGGCAUGUGCCAUUCAUGGUGACAAGUCUCAACAGGAACGUGACUAUGUCUUGGCUUCAUUCCGUAAUGGCCGCAAUGCUAUUCUAGUGGCUACCGAUGUAGCUGCUCGUGGCUUAGAUGUCGAUGAUGUUAAAUUUGUCAUCAAUUAUGAUUACCCAUCAAAUUCGGAGGAUUAUGUACAUCGCAUUGGACGUACUGGACGUUCAAAUAAUACGGGAACGGCAUACACUCUCUUCACAAACUCCAAUGCCAAUAAGGCUAAUGAUUUGAUACAGGUCCUGAAGGAAGCAAAUCAAGUCAUAAAUCCCCGUUUAGUGGACAUGGCAUCGUCACAAUCACGACGAGGCGGUCGUAACAACUCACAAGGAUAUAAGAAAAUGUCAUCCCAACAAUCGUACGGUGGCAAUAACAACUAUCAGCAGCGUUUCAAUAACCGACCCAACAACAACUAUGGCCGUCCCGAUCAACAUCAGGCACAACAACACCAAAGACCUGCGUAUUCACAAUAUCCUCCUCAUCAUCAGCAACCACAAGGCAGUGGUGGUUAUCCCCCAAGAUCUCAAAAUCCCAACAACACACAAAUGACCCGCUCAAAUGGUCACCAAUCGCGAUUCUCAUCAGCUCCCCCGUCCCAUCAAGCGUACGAUAAUAGUGAAGAGAAAAAGUCACGCUUUGGCCAAGCACCACCUCAUCAAGGUGGAGGCUAUGAAAAUUACUUACCCAAAAAUUUGGCUGCUGGCGGCUAUGUACAACAACCUCCUCUACCAACAGCUGCGUAUGUCGUUCCCACAUCCUCGGAUAUGUAUGCGUAUCCACCACCUCCUUUACCGGUUCAGAACUAAGCUAAAGAAACCGACCCUUGAAAGAGGCUUUUUAAAAUUAACAACAAAACUAUACAUAUAAACUAAACACAUAUUCAUUAUAAUUUUUAUAUAUAAAUUAAUUAUAACAUUAGUCUAUUAUUACUCUAGUAUUAUUAUACUUGAAUGGAUUUUCUUUCAUUUUUUAACUCGUUUUCUUUCCCUUUAAAUGUGUUUAAAUUUUUCUUUUUAAUAUUCUCUAUAAUAUAUAUUUUGCCUUUAUAUACAUACUACUUAAGAUUUUACUAAAUAUUUAUGUAUUUUUAACGUUGGGAUUAAAACGUUUUAGUAAUUUAUCUCUAGUGAGAAUCCGUAACCACUUGUUGGUGUUAAAUGAAAAAAUUUAAACAUCAAUAAAAAAUACCAAUAAAUAAAACUAUGAAAAAAUAAA